Molecule: messenger RNA, 1451 nt
Organism: Anoplopoma fimbria (sablefish)
Lineage: Eukaryota; Metazoa; Chordata; Actinopteri; Perciformes; Anoplopomatidae
Gene: srsf3b
Product: serine and arginine rich splicing factor 3b
Exons: 6
Coding region: 321-818 (165 amino acids)
Biological process (GO): mRNA splicing, via spliceosome
Cellular component (GO): nuclear speck
Molecular function (GO): RNA binding
Source: RefSeq, a predicted model, not a curated record
UUGUAGGUUUUCUACCUAUUAAUGAAUACUACAGUUUUUCCUCAAUUUUUCUCUGUUCAUGUUGCACAAACUUCCAAAGUGUCUUCAGGUGUAAACUGCACAGACAGCCUGGUUUCAUCAACAUAUUGCAUUGUUGGGGGUGAAAUACUUCUUUAACGUGUCCCCGCCCUCCCGAGAGCAGCAGCCCGGUCGACCUACCACUGACAAGUGACAACCGGGUCUCCCGUCACGCCAUUUUCCAUCGACGACCGAGAGGAGCGAGCCAGCCGGAGGAACGCGGAGAGUCGGAGCUGUGAACGGCACCGAUACACGAUCCAGUCAUGCAUCGUGACUGUCCUCUUGACUGCAAGGUCUAUGUUGGAAAUUUGGGGAACAAUGGAAACAAGACUGAGUUAGAGAGGUCAUUUGGCUACUAUGGUCCUCUGCGCAGUGUUUGGGUGGCCAGGAACCCUCCAGGCUUCGCCUUUGUAGAAUUUGAAGAUCCUAGAGAUGCAACUGAUGCCGUGCGGGAGCUCGAUGGAAGGACUUUGUGUGGUUGCCGGGUGCGAGUAGAGCUGUCCAAUGGGGAGAAGCGCAGUCGCACCCGUGGUGCUCCCCCUCCAUGGAGCAGGCGUCCUCGAGACAGAGACGACUACAGACGCCGUAGCCCAGCAGCCAGACGAAGAUCCCCACGAAGGAGGAGCUUCAGCCGCAGUCGAAGCAGGUCUUUCUCCAGAGACAGGAGGAGGGAGAGGUCCCUCUCCCGGGACAGGAACCACAAACCUUCAAGGUCGUUCUCGCGAUCAAGGAGCCGCUCCAGGUCUAACGACAGAAAGUAGAGGAUCGUCGGUCCGUUGUAAAGGGAGCUGAAGAUAAACGGUUGUACAGGCAUGGCCGUUUCAGAUGAUGGAAUACAACAUGGCCGUGUCGCCGUUUUUGUGUUGAGUUUUUUUAAAAACAAUCAAGCAUUUUAGUGUCCCUCCCCUUUACGUGGUAUAUUUUUCACAUGCAUUGAGUGGGUGUGCGCAGGCGUGAUGCCUCACCUCAGUCCAUCUUGUCUGUCCAGAAACAGUCGUGCCACCCAGCAUUCCAGUUCACCAGUUAAUCUCUUUAAGAGUUUCACUUUUUGUCAAUGAAUGUACUGUGUAGUUUGAUUUAGUGUUAGUAGCUCCUCUUUUUCAAUGCCAGCAUUUUUUUUUUUGUAGGGAUUGGGAUGAUUUCUAAGAAAGUUUCUCCUUUUUGAUUGUCUGUAAUGCCAACCUUUUUACAAUCUGCUACUUUCUUACUUCACACUGAAGGUUUCCAUCUGUUAAAGGUUGGUUGUUUGUAAUAAAAACAGCCCCGAAAUCCAAGAAUCAAAACUGGCAUAGAUUUAGAAAAAAAGACUGAUUUUUGUUUUUGAAGUUUUCAAUUAUUUUUCUUUUGUUUGAUACAAUGUGAAAUGGUCUCUUAAUUAAAGAAACCGGUUGAUU